Messenger RNA from Baudoinia panamericana UAMH 10762, 2555 nucleotides. RefSeq lists its product as uncharacterized. The transcript is spliced from 2 exons. Gene Ontology annotation, biological process: positive regulation of DNA-templated transcription. Lineage: Eukaryota; Fungi; Ascomycota; Dothideomycetes; Mycosphaerellales; Teratosphaeriaceae. Gene Ontology annotation, cellular component: mediator complex. Bases 164 to 2311 code for a protein of 715 amino acids. The record is from RefSeq and is a predicted model, not a curated record.
GUAGACGAUGUCGGCCAUGUGCGGUUGUACCAUCUUAGCGGCGUGUUGGGGAGACUGCAGGCCGCAGAGAGUGAUUCCGUGAUCGAGGAGAAUCAAAGUAACCAACUGACAGCAGUCGUUGGCCUGUACUGGCUGUCGCACCCCACUGAGUUCAGAUCCGGCAAUGAAGAUUGGGGACCGCUGGAUCGGGCAGGCCAAGAACGCGAAUGAAGCCACACCAAGAACGCAACAUCCUAUCCAGGGUCGGCAUGCGGUACUGUACGUUUCUCGCAACGGCACCUUGACCCUCGCGUACCAGAACGAGGCGGGUGCUUGGCACACAACCCUAACCAGUCUGAAUGAAUGGAGCUCCAGCGAUGAACUCCUGACGUAUGCUGCCAUGGGAGAUGAAGCCGGCUAUCUUAUGCUAGUCACCUAUGACCAGCGAUGCCGGUUUCGAAUCUACGGAGUUACCAUCAAUUGGAACACUACGCAGCAGUCCAAGAACAACACUAAUUUCGUCAGCAUAGCGCCCGUCCUCGACAUUCGGCAUCUGACUAUACUGGAUGGAAUCAUGCCUCAGCAGGGCGAUGCAAAGCUGUCGGUGCUCAAGGUGCUGCCAAAGGUGCCGGAUUCUGUGCCCUCGGAGGUACCUAUAGCCACGACUAUCCUCGCGGUAUUUACCUCGGCCACGCUUCAUCAAGCAGCGUUCAGUGUGAUCGCACGCUGGUACCCGGAAGCGGAGGUGCCGGUGCUGCAUGAAUGCUUCUCCAAGACGAAAGGGAACGCCGCGAUAUCUGUCGAGCAGCUCGUCGUGACUCGACUGAAGAGGCAAGAGGACAUCCUGACCGCUCAUCUCCCGAUGACGUGCGAGCUCUACAACCAUGCUACCACUAUGAUCUUUGGCAACAGUGAUGGGACUGCAGAACUGAGAGAGCGCUCGACGUGGACUGCUGCCGCGGCAUUCGGAGACACCAGCAUGGCUUCCAGUCUUUCACAAAGUUCGCUGACGUUUGACAAUGCCACCGCUGCCGCCAGUACACCCGACUGCGCGGUGAAUGCUAAUGGCGGCUUCAUGAUCUACGAGAAACCGAAUGGCCAGCUGGAUACCAGAUACGUGACGCUGCGCUAUGGGUGGCAAACGCUGCAUGACGGCAUCUCCGACACAAAAGCAGUGAUAGAGGCAGCCAUCAUCUGCCUCGCCCGCGAGUUCGCGAUCCUGUGCGGACAGAACGCAGCCAGCGACGAGAUCCUCGCUUUGCUUCCGCCCGACAUCUCGCCCGACCUUCGUGUACUUUUUCUGAAGCAGACUUUCAGAACAAUGUGUCGAGUCUUGGACGUUUCCAUGCUGGAUCAAAGCAGACAGCAGUCAGUGGUGCUGCGUGAAAGUAUCCAUCUCCGGCCACUCAGUGCGCAGAUGGUUCUCGGCACGAAGUCGAGCUCCCAAGGAAGCUGCGCAGAGCGUACCUUCGCCGGUCAGUUCGCUUAUGUCUACCUUAAUAUGCGACUGAUCAGUAUGGCUUUUGCGCAAUCUUUCCAGGCGAGCAAUCGGACUGCGGAGCUGGUGCAUUCACUUGCGGGCCUCGUUAGAUGGACGAACGAUCUGCAGUUCUACAUGGUGGACACUUUGCUAGAGCUGCACCGGCUCGGUAUUGAGACCGGCAGCGAGGAUGUCACGACGAGGCUCAGCAGAACCAUCUCCGAGACCGGCAAUCCAACAUUGCAUCUUCUGCUGUGCGGCUUCCCGCGAGUCUUGCUUCGCAUGCAAAGCGCAAUCUUACCGACCUACUACAAAUGGAUACAGGUCACCCUACAACAAUCUCGCGAAUUGACCAUCGCCCAGCGACAGGACCUGGAGGAUCUGUUUCAGCGAGCGAAAGACAUGCCUUUCCUCGUGAAUCAAUUCUCGGAGCUCGUCACUGACUUCGACGGCGCAGUACGAAACGCGUACCAGGAAGCGGGCACGAACAGCGAGAGGCGGACUGAGCUUGAGAUCAGCAUGAUGACUGAAGGUACAAUACCCGAAGAACUGCAGCCGGCGGUGUCGGCGCUGUUCCAGACUAUCCUGCCGAAAUUGCGCGAGAACACAGACGAAGGGAAACUAUAUUUCUGGGACACGGAAUGGCUCGGCAUCUCGACUGCGGUGCCUGAGAAGCAAUACGACGCCAUCCGGAAGGUACCGCUUACGAGAGGCAUGAAGCUGCGAAGGUGUCGACGCUGUGGGGCUGAGAUGGGGGAUAUUCCUGCGGAUACGAACCGGCAAGGUCCGGAUUGGUUGCGCAAUACGCAGCGGCACUGCUUUUGUCAAGGGGCUUGGUGGCCUCUUGGAUGAUUACGGAUCUGUCGAGUCGCCUCACAAGUAUCUGCCACCCUCGCCUCACAGGUACAGCUGGCUGGUUGGAGAGGUACAAUGGGGAGGUGGACUUCCGAAUCCGGACUCCACCAGCCCAAUGUCUCUGCUCAAAACAGCGAUGCCAGUGGGUUCAACUUCCUGUCAUCGCUCCGGUUGUACUGCCCGGUGAUGAAAACGACCUGCGUGGCGUGUCAGCCUGCACUCACGUCAUUGCGUACGCCAU